AUAAUUGUUGUAACAAUGGAUGGCGAGUUUCCGCGAUUAAUUGUGUUCAUCAUUCCUAUAAAUGAUAUCCAUUUUCAUCGAUUGAUCAGUGUAUCCCAAUACUCUUCCAUAGAACUCUGUGUAGAAGAAGUUGAGAGGAUGAAUUUUCUGGUGUUGUCUUGUGUGAUCGCCCUCGCCGGGUUCGCGGCGGCCGAGACGUACACGGAUCGGUACGACCACAUCAACAUUGACGAGAUCAUUGAGAACAGGAAGCUGCUUGUGCCCUACAUCAAGUGUACCUUGGAGCAAGGAAGAUGUACUCCUGAAGGAAGGGAACUUAAAGCUCACAUCAAGGACGCUAUGCAGACUUCGUGCUCGAAAUGCACUGAGAAACAGAAGAAGGGCGCCAGGAAGGUUGUCAAGCACAUUAAGGAGAAGGAACUUGACUACUGGAAACAGAUCGUAGCCAAGUACGACCCCGAAGACCAGUACAGGGAGAACUAUGAAGCUUUCCUUAAAUCAGAAGAUUAAGGAAGAAACUGUUAAAGAUUUUGAUUAGUUGGGAUUUAAAGCAUUCGUAUUGAUGUUAAUAAAAGAUCCAUUUUAAA
Messenger RNA from Trichoplusia ni (cabbage looper), 587 nucleotides. Its product is annotated as ejaculatory bulb-specific protein 3-like. The record is from RefSeq and is a predicted model, not a curated record. The transcript is spliced from 3 exons. NCBI's taxonomy places the organism in Eukaryota, Metazoa, Arthropoda, Insecta, Lepidoptera, Noctuidae. Bases 16 to 510 code for a protein of 164 amino acids.